Molecule: messenger RNA, 1076 nt
Organism: Diabrotica balteata
Lineage: Eukaryota; Metazoa; Arthropoda; Insecta; Coleoptera; Chrysomelidae
Source: the annotation of a GenBank genome assembly
GACUGGUGAUUAGCCAAACAAACGUAUUUUGAACGUUAACUCAAAAUAAAAUAUAUCUGUUAUCAUCGAAGUUUCCCGAUUAGAUUUUACUGUAAUAUUAAUAAAAUAUUAAUUAUUUGAUAUCAAAAUGUCUAUUGGUGUACCUAUUAAAGUCCUCCAUGAAGCAGAAGGUCAUGUAAUAACCUGUGAAACAAUUACCGGCGAAGUAUAUAGAGGAAAACUGAUAGAAGCUGAAGAUAAUAUGAAUUGCCAAAUGACUCAAAUUACUGUAACUUACAGAGAUGGAAGAGUAGCUCAAUUGGAAAAUGUUUAUAUUAGAGGAUCAAAAAUUAGAUUUCUAGUAUUACCAGAUAUGUUGAAAAAUGCUCCUAUGUUCAAAAAACAAACUAAAGCGGGAACGGCAGGUCGAGGAAAAUCUGCUAUACUGCGAGCCCAAGCUCGGGGGAGAGGCAGGGGGCAAACACAACCAGUACGAGGUAGAGGUAAUUGGCAACAGAAUCAACAAGCAGCCCCUGCAGGAAGGGGAAGAUAAGAGCUGUGCUAUAAAAAGACUUAUGGACAGUUAUUGUAAAUAGUUUUGUGGGUGUUGUUUAAAAUUGAAUAUUAGUUUGGUUUUGAUACAUGUUGUACAGUUUCAUGUUUUAUUUUAUAAUUUCAUUAUAUAAGCAGUUUGUCUGUAGCCUGCCUUGUUGGUGCCUAUUUGAUAGUUUUUCGCUGAAUUCUUUUUUUAAUUUUCUCAAUACUUUUGUUUUUUUUUUCAUCAUAAUUUUGGUUUAUAGCCUUCCCAACAGUAUUAGGAAGUGCAAAAGUAAUUACCAUCAUCAUAUUCAGCCACUUUGCAAUGACUUCUGUCCUUAUAUACAAAAAUACUUUCUCAUUUUUCUCAUUAAACCUUGAUGUACAAUCUAAGUGUUAAGUGAUAUCUAUCUUCCCUAAAUUAUAAACCAAAACUAAGGAUUUGAUUGAACCCAUCAUAUUUUCUAUGUGACAUUGAUUUUUGAGUUUAUCAGGAUGAUCAUAGAUAAGAAAACAUAAUGUAAGUAUUUAAUGUAAAAGAAAAAUAAACAUUUUUAGUU